Molecule: messenger RNA, 3480 nt
Organism: Tachysurus fulvidraco (yellow catfish)
Lineage: Eukaryota; Metazoa; Chordata; Actinopteri; Siluriformes; Bagridae
Gene: lig3
Product: ligase III, DNA, ATP-dependent
Exons: 21
Coding region: 345-3359 (1004 amino acids)
Biological process (GO): DNA biosynthetic process; double-strand break repair via alternative nonhomologous end joining; DNA recombination
Cellular component (GO): DNA ligase III-XRCC1 complex
Molecular function (GO): zinc ion binding; DNA binding; DNA ligase (ATP) activity
Source: RefSeq, a predicted model, not a curated record
AUGUCUACAUAAUUAAAUGCAUUUAAAUACGUAAAAGCAAUUAGAUUAGAUGGUUAGAUUUCCUCUGCAGCCCCUUUAUAGUCCUGAGCAAGUGUUUUUUUUUUUUUUUGGGUCAAAAAUAAUCCUACGCAUGCGCAGAGCGCAGGAAGCGCAUACAAACAAAGAGGAAGCGCGUGUGUUUGACUUAAAGGGGAACGCACUAUGCAGUGAGCGCGAUAGCUCUGUUCUACACGCCAUUUCAUACAGAAGGAAGAAAAUCUUAAUAAGGUUAAGAAGUGAAAACGAACACCAAAGGGAAAUCACACUGCCUUGUGUGAGAUGUCCCACUUUCCAAUGUAACCUGGAUGCACGGGCUCGGUUUUUGCAGGACAGCUAGAACCCUCUGUAGGACUUUCCGUCUGUGCCAGACACAAGGUACACAUCCACUCCAGCAGUGCAGAAGCCCUCUGAUCCAAGCUUUGGCUUGGGGCUUUGCCUUGACAGAAAGACAACCAUCAAGACACUUCGGUCUCACGUCUUUAUCUUACUUUGCCGUCUCUCGGGCCGUGUGGCAGGACGACCGUUCGACCAUGGCAGAGCAGAGAUUCUGCGUGGAGUAUGCGAAGCGAGGCCAGGCAGGUUGUAAAAAGUGCAAGGACAAGAUCAUGAAGGGGUUGCUACGCAUCGGGAAGAUCGUGCCCAACCCCUUCAGUGAGUCUGCCGGAGAGAUGAAGGAGUGGUAUCACGUAAAGUGCAUCUUCGAGAAGCUUGAACGCGCACGGGCCACAACCAAGAAGAUCGAGGACAUUACUGAUCUGGAGGGCUGGGAGGAAUUGCAGAAUGAGGAUAAAGAGCUGAUCAAUAAGCUUGUAGCAGAUCUAGCUGCCAAGGCUAACGCAAGUCCAAAGAAGAAGGUGCAAGCCAAGUUAAACACCAGUGGGCAGAUAUCAGCUCCUCUUGCCGAUCCGACAGUGAACGCGCCACGCAAGUUUUCCGGUUUCACAGCAACAAAGGCAGGUUCCUCCUCAUCGAGUCCAGGUCCGUCUCCUGCCAAAGCCUCUCAGGGCAGCGUCUUGUCUGCUCAGUUUUGCCAGCCCGACCAUAAGGACUGCUUGUUCCGCGAGUUCCGCAAGCUUUGCGCCAUGGUGGCCGAGAAGUCUAGCUACAACGCGAAGACGGAGAUCAUCAAAAACUUCCUAAAGAAGGGCUCUGGUGGAGACAAGUUUAUGGGCGAUCUCUACCUGACAGUGAAGCUGCUCCUCCCAGGCGUUGUGAAAAGCGUUUACAACCUCAACGACAAGCAAAUCGUGAAACUCUUCAGCCGCAUCCUUGACUGCAACCAGGACGACAUGGUGCGCGACCUAGAACAGGGAGACGUCUCGGAGACAGUGCGGAUGUUUUUCGAAGAUUGCAAGUCUUUUCCUCCUUCAACCAAGAGUCUGCUGACCAUCCAGGAAGUGGACGCUUCUCUAACACGCUUGGCUAAGCUUACUAAAGAAGAUGAGCAGCAGGCAGAGCUGGAGGCCAUUGCAAAAAAAUGCACAGGGAACGACUUGAAAUGUUACAUCCGUCUAGUGAAACAUGACCUGAAGAUUAAUUCUGGUGCCAAACACGUCCUGGAUGCUCUAGACCCCAACGCCUACGACGCCUUCAAAGCCUCUAGGAACCUUGGUGACGUGGUCGACAGAGUCCUGCGCAAUCAGGAGGAGGCGUCCAACGGAGGGGGCCCGAGAAAGCUCUUGAGUAUCGAGGCCACACUUAUGACCCCCGUGCAGCCAAUGCUGGCAGAAGCCUGCAAGUCCAUUGAGUACGCCAUGAAGAAAUGCCCCAAUGGAAUGUACUCGGAGAUCAAGUACGAUGGCGAGCGCGUGCAAGUGCACAAGAACGGAGAUCAUUUCAGCUACUUCAGCCGCAGCCUCAAACCUGUGCUGCCUCACAAGGUGGCGCAUUUUAAAGAGUUUAUUCCUCUGGCGUUUGCCGGAGGCCACAGCAUGAUUCUAGACGCUGAAGUUCUCCUGAUUGAUACCAAGACUAGUAAGCCUCUACCGUUCGGGACAUUAGGUGUUCACAAAAAAGCGGCGUUUCAAGACGCACAAGUCUGCCUGUUUGUUUUCGACUGCAUUUAUUUCAAUGGCGUCAGUCUCAUGGACAAGCCGCUCUGCGAGAGAAGAAAAUUUCUUCAUGACAACAUGGUGGAAGUUCCGGACAGGAUCCUGUUUUCCGAGAUGAAGCACGUCACGAGAGCUGCUGACCUGGCUGAAAUGAUCACACGAGUCAUCAGAGAGGGACUGGAGGGACUCGUUCUGAAAGACGUCAAGGGGAUGUACGAACCUGGGAAACGCCACUGGCUGAAGGUGAAGAAAGACUAUCUGAAUGAAGGAGCAAUGGCCGACACUGCAGAUUUGGUGGUUUUGGGGGCGUUUUAUGGAACAGGUUCAAAAGGUGGAAUUAUGUCCAGUUUCCUCAUGGGCUGCUAUGAUCCUGACUCAAAGAAAUGGUGCACGGUGACGAAAUGCUCCGGUGGCUACGACGACGCCACACUAGCCAGACUGCAGAAGGAGCUGGACGUCAUUAAAAUCGGCAAGGAUCCCAGCAAGAUCCCACCCUGGCUAAAAAUAGUGAAGAACUACUAUCCGGAUUUUCUCAUUCGAGAUCCUGAGACAGCCCCAGUUUGGGAGAUCACAGGAGCAGAGUUCUCCAAGUCGGAAAUGCACACGGCCGACGGCAUCUCCAUCCGUUUUCCACGGUGCACUCGGAUGCGUGACGAUAAGGACUGGAAGACGGCCACCAACCUUCACCAGCUCAAGGAACUUUACCGAGUCUCGAAGGAGCGGUGCGACUUCGAGGUGACAGCAGGGCCGUCUACAAGCAUCAAAGAUGAAAAGGAGUCAUCAGGAGGAGACAGCGGCGGUGGCUCACCGUCCACCUCCAAUGAAGCAGCGAGCUCGAUGAAAUCCAAAAAUGGUCACACUCCAAAGCCGAAUCCGGCGAAACCCAAGAAACCUGCAACUCCGUCUCCUGCCAAGAGGAAGCUGCCUGCUAAGGAACACGGAACAAAGAAGAUUAAGGUCGAAACCGUUUGCAGCAACGGGCAAAGCAAAGCAAAAGCCUCUCCGUCUAAAGCAGCUGACCCACAGACUGAAAAGACCCUGCUGAACAUCUUCACCGGUGUAAAGCUGUACCUCCCACAGUCGGUACCGGAGUUCGACAAGCUGCGGCGCUACUUUGUGGCGUACGACGGCGAUCUAGUUCCCGAUUACGCCGCUGCCUCUGCAACACACACGCUGGCCGAGCCAGAGGAGAACAGCCAAGCCCAGAAAGUCAGCUCCAACUGGAUCUGGCAGUGCAUCAGGAAAAGAAGAGUGAUUCCCCCUUGCUGAAAGACAGACCCGUCCUGAAGAAGAAUCUACAGAAAAAAUAUUUUACUUUUGAAAUGGUUUCUCAACAAUGGUGCUUUUACAAAAAAAAAAAUAAUAAUAAACCUUCCCCUUGUGAAAUGUA